CCGGACUGCCCCCCUCCCCCUCCCCCCCGCAGGCUCUCGGCCGGGCUCCUCCGCCAGGCCACCUACACCACCACCCGCCUGGGCAUCUACACCGUCCUCUUUGAGCGGCUGACGGGGCCCGACGGGACCCCGCCGGGCUUCCUCCUCAAGGCCCUCAUCGGCAUGACGGCCGGCGCCACCGGGGCCUUCGUGGGCACCCCGGCCGAGGUGGCCCUCAUCCGCAUGACCGCCGACGGCAGGCUGCCCCCCGAGCAGCGCCGCGGCUACCGCAACGUCUUCGACGCCCUGCUGCGCAUCACCCGCGAGGAAGGCGUCCCCACGCUCUGGAGGGGGUGCGUGCCCACCAUGGCCCGGGCAGUGGUCGUCAACGCCGCCCAGUUGGCCUCCUACUCCCAGUCGAAGCAGUUCCUCCUGGACUCGGGUAG
This is a messenger RNA of Pseudonaja textilis, 425 nucleotides long. NCBI's taxonomy places the organism in Eukaryota, Metazoa, Chordata, Lepidosauria, Squamata, Elapidae. The record is from RefSeq and is a predicted model, not a curated record.